AUUCACAAAGUCUACCUUAGAAUUAAAAACCAACAUAAAAUCCUUCUCUGCUCUUCCAUCUCUCCCAUCUCAUCUGAGACACCAAAGCAGCGAACUCCAAUCCCUCCGCCAUCAUGAGCUACGACGAUGAUCAUGAUCAUGAUCCUUCAUCUUUCACUUCCAAAAACCCUUAUGAUCUUAACAGCAAGAUCAUGCUCACUGCCAUCAUUUCACUAUCUUUCGUCGUAGUUCUAGUUAUAGUCCUUCACAUCUACGCACGAUGUGUCCUCAGACGCCAAGCCAGACAACGCCGAGCGGCUAUUCGUAGUCUGGACCUCACCGCGGCUCAUGGCCAAUCCGGUGAGCCGCCCAAGACCGGCCUUGACCCUUUGGUCAUCUCCUCCUUGCCUAUGUUUGUCUUCAAACAGAAAGAUGGUGUUGAUGUUGAGACCAUGGUAAUAGAGUGCGCGGUUUGUUUAAGCAAUCUUGAAAACGAAGAGAUGGCCAGACUUUUGCCGAAUUGUAAGCACACUUUCCAUGCAGGGUGCAUAGACAAAUGGUUUGGUUCACAUUCCACAUGUCCCAUCUGCCGCACCGAGGCCGAGCCGCGGCUGCAGCCGGAAUCCCGUGAGGGUCCUUCCUCUGCUGUUGCAGCCACAGCUCCACCGUUGGAACGUGUGAAUUCCACAUUGUCAUGCCAGGAAGGGACAUCGAAUACUGGAGGUGAAUCCUCUGCUAAAAUUUUAGGUUCCAGUUCAAGAUUGAGUUCUUUCAGAAGAAUACUCAGCAGGGAUAGAUCGUCAAGGAGACUUCAAUCUUGUUCCCAAGAAGAUAUGGUAGAUUUGGAGAGACAGUGAUUAUCGGUAAAGGCCUAAAUUUUCUACAGUUAAUAUUUCAUUAGAUUAUGUAUUAUAAAAUAUAAAUUCGUAAUUUUUUUUUUUUUUUUUAUAUAUUUUUCUCUC
Molecule: messenger RNA, 941 nt
Organism: Pistacia vera
Lineage: Eukaryota; Viridiplantae; Streptophyta; Magnoliopsida; Sapindales; Anacardiaceae
Product: RING-H2 finger protein ATL40-like
Exons: 1
Coding region: 114-836 (240 amino acids)
Source: RefSeq, a predicted model, not a curated record